AUGGCAGCAGCAGGGCAAGCAUUCCGACUCUGUGUUCGCAGCAGUCGUAGGAUACCCACGACUCCGCGCAUUGCCGCACCCCACCCGACGACGACGACAUUCGCCCACCGCCAGAUCCAGAGACGAGAAUUCGCCGCCAGCACCACGAGACGGGCGCGGAACGACGAGGGAAACGAUGCGUUGAAAUUCGACGAAAUUUAUGAGCCGGAGCGUGAGACCAUCGAGGAGAUGGUGGAGCGUCUCAAGCCCGAGGAGCUCCAGGCUCUCGAGAAAGUCAGGAAGCUUGACCCGGAGGCUCAGCAGAUGUCGGUGGCGCAGUACCUCAAGAAAGAAAUGGGGAGGGACGAACAGGAGCAGGAGCCGAUCUUGACCUCGCAGGAGUGGAAGAAGGUUUCGUCUGAAUCCCGACCCGUGAAGUCGUCGUUCUGGUACGACGAGGACGACCCGACAGCCUCGACGGAGGGCGCGAUGGAGGAGUUUGACGAGAACGACAUCACGCCCAUGGCGCACGGCAAGUUGGAUGAGAUCCGCGAGUACAGACACUACCACCGAAUCAUGGCGUGGGAGAUGCCGCUGCUGUCCAAGCUCGCCAAGCCUUUCGAGCCCCCCAAGGAGGGCGAGGUGCUGCGCUUCCGAUACACGUCGUACAUGGGCGAGUACCACCCGGCGGAGAAGAAGGUGGUCAUGCAGUUCUCGCCGGCUGAUCUGGGACUCACCGAGGUGCAGGCGGACAAGCUCCGCAAGCUGGUCGGGCCGCGGUAUAACCCGGAGACGGACAUCGUCAAGAUGAGCUCCGAGAAGUACGAGCACCAGGCGCAGAAUAAGCGUUAUCUGUCCAACUUGCUGGAUGACCUCAUUGCGAGCGCCAAGGACCCCAAGGACACGUUCAAGGACAUCCCCCUCGACACGCGACACCACGUCUUCAAGAACAAGCCCAAGUUUCCCAAGGAGUGGCGCAUGACGGAGGAGCGCCGCAAGGAGCUCGACGGGUACCGCCUGCGGACGCUCGAGAUCGACGCCGGCAAGCUGGAGGAGGGACAGGUUAUCGACGGCACGGAGAAGAUUGAGCAGUUCCUCGCGGCGCCGUCACCGGAGGCGGAGGGCAAGGUGGCCGAGAUGGUGACGGUCCGGGGCCGAGGUGGCAACAAGUCAAGGGGUCUCCCCCGUCGGUAA
This is a messenger RNA of Colletotrichum orchidophilum, 1173 nucleotides long. RefSeq lists its product as uncharacterized. NCBI's taxonomy places the organism in Eukaryota, Fungi, Ascomycota, Sordariomycetes, Glomerellales, Glomerellaceae. Gene Ontology annotation, cellular component: mitochondrial small ribosomal subunit. The transcript has 3 exons. Gene Ontology annotation, biological process: mitochondrial translation. Gene Ontology annotation, molecular function: structural constituent of ribosome. The coding region runs from base 1 to 1173 and encodes 390 amino acids. The record is from RefSeq and is a predicted model, not a curated record.